AUGCUCGGUAUCCCGUGUUGCCAUGCUGUUGCAUGCAUUUACUUCCUGAACAAAGAAGCUGAAGCGUAUGUAGAUGACUGCUACAAAAGAGAAGUGUACUUGAAAGCAUACUCAGGCUCCAUACCAGCAAUUGAAGGUGAACGCUAUUGGCCUAGGGUGGAGCAUCCUUUAGAUCCUCCCCCCAUCAAAAUUGAGCCAGGGAGACCUAGAGUAAACAGAAUCAGGGAUCCAAUGGAGGAUCCGAAGAAGCCCGGAACCUUGAAAAGAACUGGCAUUGAAAUGACAUGCAGUGUGUGUCAUAUCAAGGGCCACAAUAAAAGGCGAUGCCCCAACAAGGACAGUGCACCUGCCCCAUCUGAACCCCAACCAAAAAGGCCAAGAGGCAGACCAAGGAAGGAUGGUCAACCUCCUGUCUCUCACUCACAAGUUGCAUCAACUGAUCACCACAAUGCAACUGCACUACCAAGCAAACUUGGAAGAGGAGGUAGGAUGUGCAGAGGUGGAGCCGGUUCAUGGGGGGGGGGGGGGAAGAACAUCAAGAGGCAGAGGCACAAGGGGAGGGAGGACAUCUACAGGAAGAGGAAGGGGAAGAAACCAAGUACCGGUGGGCAGUGGGUGGUUCAUUGCAUCAGAUGGCAAGGUUCUAGACAACCUAGAUCAGCCAAUGAACAAGCUACCCCAUCAAGUCAAGCCUCCACAGUGCACCAAGGAACCCAGCCUCGUGCUUAG
Molecule: messenger RNA, 729 nt
Organism: Spinacia oleracea (spinach)
Lineage: Eukaryota; Viridiplantae; Streptophyta; Magnoliopsida; Caryophyllales; Amaranthaceae
Exons: 4
Coding region: 1-729 (242 amino acids)
Source: RefSeq, a predicted model, not a curated record